This is a messenger RNA of Aaosphaeria arxii CBS 175.79, 1486 nucleotides long. RefSeq names its product Asp-tRNA Asn/Glu-tRNA Gln amidotransferas-like protein subunit A. The transcript has 2 exons. Bases 131 to 1462 code for a protein of 443 amino acids. The record is from RefSeq and is a predicted model, not a curated record. Lineage: Eukaryota; Fungi; Ascomycota; Dothideomycetes; Pleosporales.
CGGUGUUGGUUUUCUGACGCUCUUACUCGUGUACACCCGCCCGUGUUUGAUCCUUCACCUGCUCCGUUCUGCCACCAAUACUGCAGCUGGCUACUUCAAGUCCUUUCACUCAAAUCCUGCAGACCUAAGCAUGGCCGAAUCAUUUCGUCUGAGUGCAACCGAGGCCCAGGCCAAAAUCAACGGCGGCUCUCUCACGGUAGAAGACUAUGCUAAAUCGCUUCUAUCACGAAUUGAGCAGCGUGACUCGGCCGUUCAUGCUUGGGCUUACCUAGACCAUGAUCUCGUGCUUCAACGGGCCCGAGAACUCGACAACAUUCCUCGAGAACAGCGAGGGCCCCUACAUGGUAUCCCAAUCGGCAUCAAAGAUGUGAUAUUAACAAAGGACAUGCCUACACAGUACAAUUCGCCUCUGUAUGAAAAUCAGGCGCCGAAGAUAGAUGCUGGUUGUGUUGCGACACUCCGGCACAGCGGAGCGCUGAUCUUUGGCAAGACCACAACAACUGAAUUUGCUGCUACUACCGUGGGCCCCCCUUACAACGGUAUCAAGACAGCCAACCCGCAUGAUCCAACGCGAACUCCUGGAGGCUCUUCUUCCGGUUCGGGAGCGGCAGUAGGUGACCUACAGAUUCCGAUCAGCCUUGGAACGCAGACGGGUGGAAGUACCAUUCGUCCCGGAUCAUUCAAUGGGAUAUAUGCACUGAAACCAACGUGGAACUCAAUUUCUCGGGAAGGGUUAAAGAUAUAUUCUUUGAUCUUCGAUACAUUGGGCCUAUAUGCACGAAGCGUAGACGAUCUCAAACUGCUACUAGACGUCUUCAAGGUGGUUGAUGAUGAACCAGGCGAAGAAUUCAAGGUCAAAGGAGCCAAAUUCGCUUUAUUGAAGCUUCCUACGCCUGAAUGGCCUGAGCUCGGUUCUGGAACCAAGGACGCACUCAAGAAAGGUGCUGAACUACUACGAGCGCACGGUGCAGAGGUGGAAGAGAUCGAAUUACCCGAAGAGUUCAAAACGAUGCCAAAGUGUCACACUCGAGUACAAGCUGGAGAUGGACGUGUGAGCUUUCUGUCGGAUUACUUGCGUGCGAAGGAUCAACUUGAUCCCUUGCUCAUUCAACAUGUCGAAAACACGAAUAAAUUCACCAGAAAGGAGCAGCUGCAGGCUUUUGACGCGCUAGCAGCAAUGAGACCAAAGAUCGAUGCUCUUGCAGAUCAGUACGCUGCCAUCAUUGUUCCAAGCGUCCUCGACGAGGCGCCUGUAGGACAGCAAAGUACCGGCGAUGCCGCAUACUGUGCACCUUGGACAGCCAUGCAUGUACCUGUCGUCAACAUCCCUGGCUUCAAAGGGGGCAAUGGUCUCCCAAUCGGACUUAGCUUGUUGUCAGGUAGAUAUAGAGAUCAGCAUCUUUUGAGAGUAUGCGGAGAGGUAGGCAAGAUUUUCGAGGCUGAAGGAGGCUGGACCAGAUGAUAAUUGUAUAAAGAACACGCUAUU